Messenger RNA from Teleopsis dalmanni, 388 nucleotides. Its product is annotated as RNA-binding protein squid-like. The transcript has a single exon. The coding region runs from base 46 to 324 and encodes 92 amino acids. NCBI's taxonomy places the organism in Eukaryota, Metazoa, Arthropoda, Insecta, Diptera, Diopsidae. The record is from RefSeq and is a predicted model, not a curated record.
UUCAAAGAUAGUCUCAACACAAAUUUCAAACAAAUCAAUUCAAAAAUGCGUUUCACUCUUAUUGCAAUUACUUUGCUUGGAUUAGUGGCCAUAGCGUUGGCACAACACGUUGAUAACGAAGAAAUCACACUCUUUAACGUUGAUCCAUCAGCCGUCGAAUAUGAAAACGCUGGACCACGUGUAGUACGUCAGUUCGGUUUUGGACGCGGUGGAUAUGGUGGCUAUGGAGGAUAUGGAGGAUAUGGAGGCUUUGGUGGUUUCGGACAUAGACAUGGUGGUUUUGGUGGUUUCGGUCGUGGUGGUUAUGGAGGAUAUUAUGGUUAAAAAAUUAUUGUUGAAUGAAAAAUAAAAAAAAAAUUCUAAUAAAUUGAUUGUAAAUUUAACUAAA